This is a messenger RNA of Zasmidium cellare ATCC 36951, 810 nucleotides long. RefSeq lists its product as uncharacterized. The coding region runs from base 1 to 810 and encodes 269 amino acids. The transcript has a single exon. Lineage: Eukaryota; Fungi; Ascomycota; Dothideomycetes; Mycosphaerellales; Mycosphaerellaceae. The record is from RefSeq and is a predicted model, not a curated record.
AUGACAAACCUCAAGCAUGCAAACCUCCUUCCCGCACUCGGUGUCGUCUACGAUGAUAUGAACGCUGCAUUCGGUUGUCGCCAAGUCGCCAGAAUGGCAGGAUUUGUGAUGCUCUCUGACAAUGUGUGGAAGCUCUGCGUCAGGUACGGUAGCAUCGAACGAACCACCGGACUCCUACUUGAAGCCAUUGCAGACUCCAAGCUUCAAGUCAGGGACAUGCGGCUGUCGGAUUCUUACUGCAGUCGCGCGCUCAUCCUUGUCAUGGGUGAUCCCUCCAAGGCACCGAGUUUGUGUCAGAGUUUCGGCUCGCUGGCGUAUCUUGAGCUGAAUUGCAUGUAUGCACUCUUGCCGCAAAAGAAGAGCCUUGACCCCUUCUUGAGAGUGCUCGAGGUGUCCAAAACUCUGCAGCACCUCUCGCUAUUCCACAUAACAGGCCAAGUGAAGAUUCGAGACCUGUUCGCCAAGAUCGCCACGAUUUGCUCCCGCCACGAACUGAAGUCCGUUAAGCUUGUAAAUGGCAGCGUAACUGCAGGAGAGAUUCGCAUGCUGCUCGAUCCUCACAAACCAACACUGGAGAGCCUGAAGCUUGACGACUUGGACGCUUUCAACGAUCAAUCAGACUCGUACACGUUCCGCUCCCUCUACUCCACACUUGCAGAGGACUUCACCUUACGCGAGUUCACUCUGAAGGACUUGUGGGAAAUGAGGACCGGGGCCUUGGAAUAUGACGUGCAGUUCGAAGGCGUGGAAGAGGUUCGGAAGGGACUUGAAAACCUGACGAAACGAACCGGUCUCUUCAAGCAAGACUGA